Messenger RNA from Glycine soja, 1103 nucleotides. Its product is annotated as chlorophyll a-b binding protein, chloroplastic-like. Gene Ontology annotation, biological process: photosynthesis, light harvesting in photosystem I; response to light stimulus. The transcript is spliced from 4 exons. The coding region runs from base 94 to 897 and encodes 267 amino acids. NCBI's taxonomy places the organism in Eukaryota, Viridiplantae, Streptophyta, Magnoliopsida, Fabales, Fabaceae. Gene Ontology annotation, cellular component: membrane. The record is from RefSeq and is a predicted model, not a curated record.
CUUUGCAUUAAUCAUCAUACAUCAAACAUAUACACAAAAGAGCACUGACCAAACCAUUUUAUUUUAUUUUUGAAUCAAGGGUGAGGGCCUUCCAUGGCUUCCGCUUGUGCUUCCUCUGCAAUUACAGCUGUUGCCAUCUCUACGCCGAGUUCCGGGCAGAAGAAUGGAUCAGGAGGUUGUUUUCUUAGUGGAAGGAAAUUGAGGGUGAAAAAGGAGAGAGCAGCAAUUGGAGGACGAUCGAUGGGCACUACAGUGUGCGCAGUUGCUGAGCCUGACAGACCUCUAUGGUUCCCAGGCAGCACCCCUCCUCCAUGGCUUGAUGGCACUCUACCUGGAGACUUCGGCUUUGACCCUCUUGGUCUUGGAUCUGACCCGGAGAGUCUGAGAUGGAAUGUUCAGGCAGAGCUAGUGCACUGCAGAUGGGCAAUGUUGGGUGCUGCUGGCAUUUUCAUUCCAGAAUUCCUAACAAAGAUUGGUGUCUUGAACACUCCUUCAUGGUACUCAGCUGGAGAGCUGGAAUACUUCACGGACACUACUACCCUCUUCAUAGUUGAGCUCUUUUUCAUUGGCUGGGCCGAGGGUAGAAGAUGGGCUGACAUAAUCAAGCCAGGCUGUGUCAACACUGACCCCAUCUUUCCCAACAACAAGCUCACCGGAACCGAUGUGGGUUACCCUGGUGGCCUUUGGUUUGACCCCCUUGGUUGGGGAACCGGUUCUCCUCAGAAGAUCAAGGACUUGAGAACUAAGGAGAUCAAGAAUGGCAGACUGGCCAUGCUUGCUGUCAUGGGUGCAUGGUUCCAGCACAUCUACACUGCCACCGGUCCUAUUGACAACCUCUUUGCCCACCUUGCAGAUCCUGGCCAUGCUACCAUUUUUGCUGCUUUCACCCCUAAGUGAAAAGGCUAAGAUCAACAAUCAGAUUACCAGCUGUUUGGGAUGAGAGGAGUGUUUAUAUAUGUCUGUAGAAAUUAAGCUUGUAAUAUGGCUACUUCUAUGUCAUAUAUGCACAUAAUAUCAUAAUCCAACGUGCCGACACCUAUUUAAGUUUUAGAUGCCAUGAAUGUAAGUUCAGGUAAUAAUCCCAUUUGUGCAUAAGAUCAUAA